AGUUCAGUGAUAAACUUUUGCUCACAUUGUAUCAUUUUGCCAAAGUUUUCAAUGUCAUUUAAUCUUACCACGCAACAACACUGACGCAAUUAUUCACUAUUAUCUGAGAAUAUUUAUUAAAACUUUAAAAAAUGCCCAAUAACAUUGUUUUUGCUGGUUUAUUUAUACAUUCAAGUUCCAACACAGAUUUCUCAAUCUUGAAUGGAUAUGUCUGGAUCAAAAAUGGCAAGAUAACAAAAAUAGGAUCAACAGAGGAGUUUAAUAGUUUAGAAAAUUCUGGAUCAUUGGCAGAAGUGGAAAUCAUAAAAUUAUCACCGAGCCAACUUAUUAUCCCAGGUUUUGUGGAUUGCCAUGUUCAUGCACCACAGUUUCCCAACAUUGGGCUUGGGUUAGACCGCCCCCUACUGGAAUGGCUGGAUAAGUACACAUUCCCUUUGGAGAAAAAGUAUAGUGAUGUGGCAUUUGCUGCUAAAGUCUAUGACCAAGUUGUGCAAAGACUGCUUCACAAUGGUACCACAACAGCCUGUUACUUUGGCUCUCUACAUCUAGAAGGAACUUUAGAACUGGUCAAAAGUGCCAUCAAACACCACCAGAGGGCUCAGGUCGGCAAAGUCAGCAUGAACUUGAAGAAUGAUGCAGGUUACUAUAACACUGUAGAAAAGGAAUUAGCUGAUACUGCAAGUUUUGUGCAUAAAGUAUUGGAAUUAAAGAAUGAUUUGGUGCAACCAGUAAUAACUCCAAGAUUUGCAAUAAGUUGUGACGAACAACUCAUGACUGGACUAGCUAAUAUAUCUGACCAAUAUGGUUGUAGGAUACAGAGCCAUCUGUGUGAAAAUCUCAAGGAAAUAGAAUAUGUGCUGCAGAUAAAUCCUAAAUGUACAAGUUAUGCCGAAGUGUAUGACAAGAGUCUGCUUUUGAAUGACAGGUGUAUAAUGGCGCACGCAAUACACAUGACGGAUCAAGAGAUAGAUCUAUUGUCCAGUAAAGGUACUGCGGUCGCGCACUGCCCUGCGUCCAACACGAGACUGAAGUCAGGACUCUGUCCAGUCAGGAAGUUACUGGACAGUAACAUCACCGUCGGUUUGGGCACGGAUGUGUCAGGAGGUGAUAGCUCAUCGAUACUAGACGCUUUACGAAGAACCAUGGACGUCUCUACGCAUUUAGAAGUUAAAGGUGCUGACGGAUACUCAAUAGAUUCGAAAGAAGCGUUCUAUUUGGCAACUUUGGGCGGCGCUAAAGCACUACGUUUAGAAGACAAAAUCGGCAGUUUUGAAGUGGGUAAAGAAUUCGAUGCUCUUCUCGUAGAUGUAUACGCUGAAAAUGGGCCCAUAGACAAGUACGAUUUCGAAGUGGAACAAAACACAGAGGAAUGCGCUACAAGUCUCCUGCAGAGGUUCAUUUACAUGGGUGACGAUAGAAAUAUAGUACAAGUGUAUGUAAAGGGGAAAAGGGUAAAAAAUAUAUAAAAUAGACUUUUAUCUGCAAUAAAUGAAACUAUUGUACAAAUGUUUAUAGUAAACUUUAAGAUAAAAAUAAAA
Manduca sexta (tobacco hornworm) is the source of this 1538-nucleotide messenger RNA. RefSeq names its product guanine deaminase. The transcript has 8 exons. Gene Ontology annotation, molecular function: zinc ion binding; guanine deaminase activity. The record is from RefSeq and is a predicted model, not a curated record. Gene Ontology annotation, biological process: guanine catabolic process. Gene Ontology annotation, cellular component: cytosol. The coding region runs from base 132 to 1466 and encodes 444 amino acids. Lineage: Eukaryota; Metazoa; Arthropoda; Insecta; Lepidoptera; Sphingidae.